CUCUUGGCAAAACACGCGGCCGGAAGUGUUGCAGACAACAAGUACGAGCUGGAGACCACAGAACGCACCAAUUUGAUUGAAGUGAAGAUGCCGAUCUUGGAAAACCAUCUGGAGCAAAUAAUGCUCUCGUCAAAUGCGAUUGCAGAACUACCCUUUCCUCCGCCUCGGAUCUUUACGAACUCCCUCCUUGGUGCCCAUGACAUAACUGCUUUGAUUCGUGACACAGAAGCUCAUGAACGAGCUUUGUUCCAAAGCGACCCGUCUGUGAAAGCGAGUAGCGCGCAGAGAAGGGCCACAAGACGAGCGACGCAAUUCCAGCCCGAGCUUGAAGCAGAAUCUAUGGCAAGCCGGAUCUACUCAGCUCGAAACAACAGAAAUCAGUCGGCCGUUGCUCGAGUGCUCGGGUCUGAUAUGAUGGAAGAGAUUAAACGUUCCGCUAAAACCUCAGGCAAUGGGCCUCGUGGCGAGGUUAAUAUUGACGUCCUACUUAGAGGUGCUGAGAUCCUCUGUAAUGUCUACCCUGUUGCUGGCGCCCAGGAUAAGAUUGCGAGUCUCCGUUAUCGCAACCGACAUAUUUCAGAGUCAAUUUCUGAGCUGGAGGAGCGAGUAGCUAGGAAUACCGCAGAGUUAGAGAACAUGAGCCGUUCGUAUGAUGACGAGUACGAUGACUUCGAUCACACUAGUCCUGUCAAUCCCGAAGUGAUGGAUGUCACUGAUGCGGACCUUAAUCGGGAAUUGGAGGAGAUACGGGAACUGGAAAGGAAAAAACGGAGCUUGGAGGACCGCGUCAACGGAAUGGAGCGUGAUUUGGGCGGCUUACUGGGAUGAACUGGUAUAUGCUUACAGCUGAACGUAUCUGCGUUGAUAUAUCGCAGCGGGAGUAUAUAAAUCCUAAGGGCUGCGUUUGGCAUGUUCUCCAGUUUAUUCUAGGAGAGUUGCUGAACCCUUACCAGCACGAUCAUUGCUCGCGUCGGACAGAAAAAGACGCCGGGUUAAGCCAAGCCACGCGCCAAGCUACAAAUUUGGUGAAAAUAAAGGACUGAACGCGCUUGCAAAGCUG
Molecule: messenger RNA, 1060 nt
Organism: Aspergillus versicolor CBS 583.65
Lineage: Eukaryota; Fungi; Ascomycota; Eurotiomycetes; Eurotiales; Aspergillaceae
Exons: 3
Coding region: 88-828 (246 amino acids)
Biological process (GO): attachment of spindle microtubules to kinetochore
Cellular component (GO): spindle microtubule; DASH complex
Source: RefSeq, a predicted model, not a curated record